Messenger RNA from Molossus molossus (Pallas's mastiff bat), 1007 nucleotides. RefSeq names its product apolipoprotein D (gene APOD). Gene Ontology annotation, molecular function: cholesterol binding. The record is from RefSeq and is a predicted model, not a curated record. Gene Ontology annotation, biological process: lipid transport; brain development; tissue regeneration. The transcript is spliced from 5 exons. Bases 175 to 753 code for a protein of 192 amino acids. Lineage: Eukaryota; Metazoa; Chordata; Mammalia; Chiroptera; Molossidae.
GGGUGUGGCAUGCAUUAAAAUUAAACGUCAGUGACCUGAUGAAGCUUAUAAAAUAACUUCAGAGAGGCUAGUUACCAAUACAAGGCAUCUCAAAUUCGGUGAUUUUGCAUGUGGAAACUGUCUUCAUCUUGAUAACAAAGUUCCAGGUUCCAUCCCCAGACCCCCCGCCUCAAGAUGGUGAAGGCGCUGCUGCUGCUGCUGCUGCUUCCCGCACUGGCGGGCCUCUUCGGUGCCGCAGAGGGACAAGCCUUCCAUCUUGGGAAGUGCCCGACUCCUCCUGUGCAGGAGAAUUUUGACGUGAAUAAGUAUCUUGGAAGAUGGUAUGAAAUUGAGAAGAUCCCAGUGAGCUUUGAGAAGGGAAGCUGCAUCCAAGCCAACUACUCACUAAUGGAAAACGGAAACAUCAAAGUGAUAAACCAGGAGCUGAGAUCUGAUGGAACUGUGAAUCAAAUUGAAGGUGAAGCCUCCCAGGUCAACCUCACAGAGCCUGCCAAGUUGGGAGUGAAGUUUUUUUGGUUGAUGCCUUCGGCUCCGUACUGGGUCCUAGCCACUGACUACGAGAACUACGCCCUCGUGUACUCCUGUACCACAAUCGUCUGGCUGUUUCACGUAGAUCAUGUUUGGAUCUUGGGAAGAAACCCUUAUCUGCCUCCAGAAACAGUGACCCAGCUCAAAGAUAUCCUGAUCUCUAAUAACAUUGACAUUGAGAAAAUGACUAUCACAGAUCAGGGGAACUGCCCCGAGUUCCAGUAACGAGGCUCCAAAGGAGGCUGCAUUCGCCCCAUGUUCCUUCUUUUGCUUUGCUUUUUCCCCACCCCACUCCACCUCUCAUAACAACAAGCCAACCCACCAUGGCAAACCGUUGCAAAUACAGAAGGGAAAUUUGAAGCAGAAGACUGCAGAGAAGAACUCAAGGAAAGUUGGUCCAAUACUUAGCCGUACACCACCUGUUACCUAACAAUAAAUGUUUGCUGUCCUGCUGUGCUCACAGUAAAUUCUGAAUUGGA